Messenger RNA from Osmia lignaria (orchard mason bee), 8216 nucleotides. Its product is annotated as serine/threonine-protein kinase MARK2. Gene Ontology annotation, molecular function: tau-protein kinase activity; ATP binding. Gene Ontology annotation, cellular component: cytoplasm. The record is from RefSeq and is a predicted model, not a curated record. NCBI's taxonomy places the organism in Eukaryota, Metazoa, Arthropoda, Insecta, Hymenoptera, Megachilidae. Gene Ontology annotation, biological process: intracellular signal transduction; microtubule cytoskeleton organization; protein phosphorylation.
CGCAUUAUCGCGGGAUCGGUUCCGCGCGUUAUCGCUCCGCCCGACGAUAACGAUCGAUCAAGCGAACGGAAAGGUCGUUCUCGAUCGAGCGUCGUCGAAUCGCGACGUUCUUAAUCUCGAAAUUUUCUUGCACGGUGCUCGCGAGUCGAAUCGAUCGGGUAAGCGAACAGAGUUUCCCGUUUUCUUUUCGCGUUUAUCGUAGUCGACGGAAACGAGUAGUUCGCGCUACGUUUCUACACCAAAUUUUCCAUCGAGCACCUGGUUCUGCUCGAAGAGAGAAGCGGGUUCUCAAGCGAAACGUGUCAGCCGCGUAUGGUCGGAAUCGUUUAGAACGUAUCUACUGUUUGAACGCGAGUUCGCGGCUACCGAGCGAUAAGCCAAGAGGUAAAAUAAAGCCGCAAAGUUGAGUCAACAGCUUGAAAGUAUAAGGUGCGUGCGCACACCUUUAUCGUUCGAUGCGCCGUAAUGUUCCCAUUUUCGUGAUAUCGUUAAACCCCACUGUUCUUUUUUUCUUUUCUUUUUUCUUUUUUUUUGGAUUCUUUUUUUUCGUUAAUCGAUUAGGAUGAUGUUUAAGGACUCGCGUAGUUCUUACAACAAAGAGAAAUCAAGAGUGCCUUGUUGCCUGAGAAACUUUCGAGCGACGGAGUAAGCAAAGUUGUUUGGCCAGGAGCAAAGUUUAAGAGGCAACAAGCGGAGGGACUUUUAGAAAAAGCGUGUGUUUCGAUGGUGGAAAGCUUUCGUGUCCUCCAACAAGUGUGUCUGUACGCGUCGCUGCUUUUUGCUUGUCGAUAUUUAUACAUGUAAUUGUGGCAACGAAGGAAGAGGAGAGGAUCGUUGAAAGAUCGUUUCUCGUGCUCGGGUUUUGGGUAAAUGUGAACCUGUCGAUAGUGGUGGUAUAUCGUCGCAUCGUCGACCCGUGGAUCGUUCAACGUGAAUCGACAAGCCCGUGGGAUUCUUCACGAGGAUAACGAAUGUUUUUCUAACAGAAAUCGAGCCGACAACCAGCCCGUCGACUUUGAUCCGCUCGUUCGACGAGUCCAUGUUGAAGGAUCACGUGGGUCCGUUUAAAAGUUUGCCAAGAGUCCGGACAGGAAGACGCGAGGAGGCAAGGCUGGUCGCGUAUCGAGCGGAAGACGAUAGGUUCUUUCUUCUUGACUGGUGGCAAAGCUGGCCAAAAGUGUGACCGAGUGAAUUCUGCGCCAUGGACGAUCGGGAUAGUUUGUUCUGUCGGUCGCAUCCGAACAGAGGCUCGAUUCGAGGGCAAAGUGGUCGCAAGAACGUCGCAACGAGCGUUGUUGCGAUGACGGACAAUCAGCGUCGUGCGAUGCCUCGACGGAGCAAGGAAACGAAUGAUAAUUCAGCCGCGAGUGGAAGACUCGCCGCACCUCUCACGGCGUUCGAUAACCUGAAGCAAUGGGAACUGGUAGAGGAUGAUCGCGGUCUGCAAGUGGUGGAGAAGAAAAACUCUGCCAAUCCUGUCCCCAGGAACGUCGAACGUUCUUCGAACUCCGCCGAGAUUCGAACUCCGCCUUUCGCCGCGAGAAAGACGCUUCCGGCGAGCCCCGUGAUGGACCCGAAUAUCGGGGAAAAGCUGAUGGCCUUCAGAGACUCGAAGAUCGUUCAGCCGAUCGCGGUGCCUCGAGAUAGUCUGAAUUUGAUCUUGAAACAACCGAAGGGCCCCGCCACGGGAAGCACCGACAUGCUUCAACGUUUGGAGCAGCAGGUCAAGGCCAUCGAAAUGGACACACUCGCGGCCAGAACGCGUCCAUUGGAGAUCAGCUCCGAUUUCGAAUCCGAAAUUCAAUACAGGGACCUUCGAUACAGGGAACACGAGGAUCUACUUCGAAACGUGACGGAUGACGACGAGGCCGAGGGGGCCUCCACGUUGCACCGAGGAGACGCGACGAGGAACUCGACGGGAAACGCCGGCGUGGCGACGAAGAAACCCACUACGAAAUUAUCGAGGACGGCCUCGGACACGAGGCGAGGGCAGGAAACGGAAGUGCCCCUUCGUGCGCACCCUAGGGUACAGCAAACUCGUGCAUUCCCACGGCCCAUCAUCACGAAAAAAGAUCAUCGGCAACAGCAGCAACAGCAGAAACAGCAGCAGCAGCAGCAACUACUGCAACAGCAGCAACAACAACGGCAGAGCAACGUGAUCAACAAUGCAUUAAGGCCGUUGUCAGACAUCAUGCAGAAGAGUGGUCAAAAUGAGAAGGAGUUACAGACAGGGGAUGGCGUGGGAGUGUCGAGUAGCGGUGGUCGGCUCUCCUCGAGGAGUCGGACCUCGGAGGAGCCCCACAUUGGCAAGUACAAAUUACUCAAAACAAUUGGUAAGGGUAACUUUGCCAAGGUAAAACUUGCCAAACAUGUACCCACCGGGAAAGAAGUGGCUAUCAAAAUUAUCGACAAGACUCAACUGAAUCCCGGUAGCCUUCAAAAGUUAUUCCGGGAGGUAAGAAUAAUGAAGAUGCUCGAUCAUCCGAACAUAGUGAAGCUUUUCCAAGUGAUCGAGACGGAGAAAACACUGUACCUGGUUAUGGAGUAUGCUAGCGGCGGCGAAGUGUUCGAUUAUUUGGUUCUACACGGUCGAAUGAAGGAAAAGGAGGCGAGAGCUAAGUUCAGGCAGAUCGUGUCUGCCGUGCAAUACUGCCAUCAAAAAAAGAUUAUUCACAGGGACUUGAAGGCGGAGAAUCUGUUGCUCGACAGCGAGAUGAACAUCAAGAUCGCUGAUUUCGGCUUUAGCAAUGAAUUCACACCGGGCAACAAGUUGGACACCUUUUGUGGAUCGCCGCCUUACGCAGCACCCGAACUUUUUCAGGGUAAAAAGUACGACGGACCCGAAGUAGACGUCUGGUCGUUGGGAGUAAUAUUGUAUACUUUAGUGUCCGGUUCGUUGCCCUUUGACGGCUCGACCUUGAGGGAACUAAGGGAAAGGGUGUUGAGAGGAAAAUAUCGGAUCCCGUUUUACAUGUCCACCGAUUGCGAAAACCUUUUGAAAAAGUUUUUGGUGCUCAACCCGACGAAACGGGCUUCUUUAGAGACUAUAAUGAAAGACAAGUGGAUGAACAUGGGAUACGACGACGACGAACUAAAACCGUACUUAGAACCUGAACCAGAUUAUAAAGACCACAAGAGGAUAGGUGAGUCUGCCAAGGCCCUGGCUAGCAUGGGAUACACGAGGAGCGAAAUCGAAGAUUCGUUAGGGCAGGCAAAGUACGACGACGUGUUCGCCACAUACUUAUUGUUAGGAAGAAAGACGACCGAUCCUGAAUCGGACGGUUCGCGGUCAGGCAGUUCGUUGUCGCUGCGCAACAUUCCACCGCAGGCUGGUUCGGGCGGCGGCGGAGGAGGCGGAGGAGGAGGAAGCGGAGGAGGAACAGGUGGCGCGGUGCAAAGCCCGUCUCACAGAGGUGUUCACAGAAGUAUUUCCGCUAGCAAUCCAAAACCGAGUAGACGAGUUUCGUCCGGUCUUGAAACGCUUCGAACAGCACCGAGUCCAGGAAACGCAACGAACCAUAAUCACGCGACUGCUACAACCGGCGGCACCGUGACUGGAACCAGCGGUAGUAAUUUUAAACGACAAAAUACCGUGGACGCGGCCACGAUCAAGGAGAACAGUGCUCGUGUAUCCGCGAGCCGACCCUCGGCUCCUAAAAACAGUCCAGGCCAAUUAGAUACCAUGACAAUGUUCAUUCUAGGCGUGGGUACAAGUCCCGGUGGUAGGGGAUGGGCAGGAAAGAGCAACACGAUGAAUGCAGGGGUAGGUGGUGGUCGGCCACUCACCUCACCUGCCCCUGGUUCUGUUGGUCGACGUAGUACCAUCUCUUACGAUCAAGCAAAAACGUCCUCCUCGUCUACCGAAAGAACCAACGACGCACCCAGCCUGGGCGAGGGCACUAGACCAACGCGGGGUCACACCAAGUCUGCGAGCAUCAGCGCAGGUCACCGUUCCUCGACUGGCGUACCCCCCAGCGACCAUUCACUACUGGACCCACAACCACGCAACGCCCACAACUCCUUACUCGCCACUGCUGACCCUCUUAGACAGAGCUUGGGCGUGUCUCCAAGCAAUAGACUGGCAACACCUACAACACCAGCAUUUCCUCGAAAUGUUCCAAGCCGUAGCACGUUCCAUUCUGGCCAGAACAGAGCUCAGCGAAAUCAUACUCAGGGUCACACGCAUACACAGGAUACGAAUGCAAUUAGCCCACUAGCGAGACCGUCCUUCUUCUCGAAAUUAUCCUCGAGGUUCUCCAAACGGACAUGAACCGAUUAAAGCUUGGCUUCGCUCGAGUUCCGUCAAACAAAGGCCAUAGACAAGCGCGAAACUAAACGACCAAUGCGCGCGCUCUCGAGCUCGCGCGAACUCAGCAUGCCCAACGAGCCUAACGCGUGUUCGAUCCGGCCGGAAGAAUGGCAAACAGGUCCGCGUUACCGGCCAACGGGUCCACGGAUAUCGGGAUAUGCGUUGGAGAGAAACAAUAUGCAAAGAAAUGAAAAUGCUACGAGAAAAACAAAGGAAGUAAAGCGCGUAUAAUCGCUCCGUUAUUCUGUGGUGCAUCGCCAUGAUCCAGAAGCGAGAGGCAACCCUUUCGCUCCUCGUUUACGGACAAUGUUUAUCUACUUCUCUCUCUUUUUUUUUUUUUUUUUUUUUUUAAAUUUUUCUCUGUUUUUAUUUCCUUUUUAUUUUGUUCUCUUAUUUGUUUUUGUUUUUGCGAAUGAAACAAUUGUGGUGCACCGAACGCGACGUUCUCGCGUUCGUAGCAUGCGCGAAUCCCGAGAAUUUUCAAACACGAAAUGUCUUCCUGACGCGCGACGAUGCAGGAAGGCGCGCCUUAUCCACUUAGACAUAGCGUUUGAACACUUGUGCCUUUUCCUAACUCAGCCUGCCAGCUAUAGCGAACGUGUGCACUAUUUAUGCCGCUCAUCAUUCGAAAGACAUACAUAUACUACCUAAUCUCUUUCUAUUUUUAUACGUGUUCGUCGUGACGUACUUCGGCUUCGUUUUUCUUUUUACCAUACACACCCUCCCUCCCCUGUAUGGUAAACUCGACGAGCCUCGAUCGUUCGUUGAUCCACUUCUCUCGUACGUAGCAAUAGCUUUUAGAGUUAACUUCCAAAUAGCCUUUUCGAACCGCGUCCGUUUUCCAUCGAAAUAUUUUUCCUAUCGUCGCGUUAUCGAUCACGCUGCUGGUCCCUUCUCCGUCUGUGAAGAGCCGCAACACGAUAAGAGGGCUGUCAAGUCCAUGGGGAAAACAGGGUAGAAAGGAGAUCGUUGCAACAUACGAUACGCGUGUGUGGUGCUCGCAUCGUACACAACAUACACUACCGAUCAAGAAAUUUGAGACCACUGCCUUCCGAUUGCAAUUGCUAUCUUCCAUUAUUUUCCAUUUACUUUUUUCAAGAGAAAAGAAAAACGAUCACCGACCGGAUAAUAAUUCGAUUUAUUGUAGAAUGCAUCAACGAAUCGGGUGGUCUCAGAUUUUCACCGAUAGCGUAGAGAACAGUGCCUGUAAGUGUGACUUUUUUAACGAAUUGCGUAUACUCGAGGGUAUCGCGUCGCCAGGACCGUCCGCCUCGAUAUAAUUCUAUUUCUCGUCGUCCGCUGCUUUCUCCAAUCCCGACGACGUUUUCCCGUCCAACGUGGACAAUAAACGACUAAGAAAAAACGGUGCACUCGACUAAUCUUACAAUGAACUUAACGAAACGUUACGAAAGUGGUAUAAUUGUACUAACAAAACGUCACACGGUCGAUAUCAAAGAAAUGGUAAAAGUACAUGGAAAUUCUUCGUACGUUGACAGGUUUUCUAAGUGAAGGCUGAAGUCUCGCCUUGUUUCCCUCGAGACGAAAUGAGAGCGAGCAGCACGCUGAAUACCAAGCAACCGCAAAUAUACAGACAUUUUACUGGCAAAGUAGUUAAAGUCUGACUAAGUGGCCAAUCGUGACUUCCUACGUAGCGUAUUCUUUAAACAAUUUUCUUUUCCGUUUCACCCUCUAUCUCUCUAUCUCUCUCUUUCUCUAUCGACGAGAAUCCCCUAGCUGGGAUCACAUCGAACACACGAAACGGCGUUGUCGUCGAAUCUGGAGGAAAUAUGUUGGAUAACAAAUUAAAUUCUUUCGUUCGACUCGAUGGUUAUUUUAUAGUCGUCUUACAGGUUCUUUCGUUCUUCUCGAUCCCAAGAGAUUAUAAUUUUCGUGAUAGAUUCCCUGAUCGAUGGAUUUUCUCUUUUGUUCGCUUUUAUUUUUUCUCUUGAUAUCCAGCAUAUUCGUUCCUCGUGUACCGAAAAUUUUCGUUCCAAUUUGAAAGCAACAGAAGAUUCUCGCAUCGAUUCUUUCGUACGAUCGUCGAUCAAUUUUUUCGUCCAAACAUUUGUACGUGUAUAUGGCGAUAUACAUAUGCGUGUAAUUUAUGUAAAUAUAUUGUACCGUGGUAUAUAUCCGUAGUAUUUGCAUUUCCUCGAGUAUUUUGUACAGCUUCGCGAGCGAAAGUAAAACUGUUUAAUGCAAAUGAACGGAAAGAAAGGUUGAACGAUCGUCGAAGACGCGAGAGACAGACAGAAUCUUCCGAGAAUCGAUAUCAGACAAACAAGAAGCACCUCCUCGCCGAUUGAACGAAGGUUUUUUUGCCGCGACUUUUCACACUUUCGUAUAAAUCAUCCUUCGUUUCUCUGUAUCUAACCCUCGACGCUGUGCCUAACAAUCUCUCGUUUACAUUCUCACGCUACACAUCACACUUGCUCGAAGCGAUUCGACGAACACACGCGUGCUUCGCUUUCGAUCAGUGAAUAAUCGCUAAAACGGUGAAUUAUCGAAGGCAUUCCUAACCACGUAAUCGAACCACGAAAGAAGAGACGGAGAACACACGAGAAGGAGCAACAGAUAUAUCAUGCAACUAAUUUCCUUUUUUAGUUUUUUUUUUUCUUUUUUUUUUUUUUUGUCAAAGGUCGUCACGAGUUAAUAAGCAUAAUUAUGCUGGAUGUGUAUAGCAUGUACGUGAUGAACGAUUAAGUAACGAUUAUCGUACCAUUUACUUAUAAGAAACAGAGAGAAAAAGAAAACAAAUAAAAAAAAAAAAUUGAAAAUUUUUGUAACGCAUUGUGCAAAAGUGAGACACGAAAGCAGUGCGAAUGCAGGAACGAAUGAGCGAGAGAGAGAGAGGGAGAGGGAGAGGGAGAGAGAGAGUGGCCUUGGGUUAAUUAACGACCAAGAUGUUGCUCGAGCUUUUCGUUUUUUUUUGUUUUUUUUUGUUUUGUUUUUUUUUAACGAAUCGAAAAAAUGGAUUGUGCCUAAGUUUCUCGAGAAGCUCGGUUGCACGGUGACACGAGCACGUUUGAUCGCGCGUUUUUACCUCUCAUGCUUCGCGCGUUAUUCGUCGGCGAUACAUCGUCGUGAUUCCUUUUUCUUCUUUCCGCUUCAUUUUGCAUUUCAUAUCGUGGCUAUCGAAUGUUCUGUGUAAGCCGAGACUCGGGGCAGGUACGUUGUACGGUACCGAUUCCUAUUUUUUCGUAAAUGCAUUUUCACCCCGUCGAAGGAUCAGACGUUUUCCGUUCCUCGUCCGUGUUCAACGAUCCUAGAAUGCGUGCGAUCGUAGAAUUUUAUAAGCAAAAAGAAAGAAAAAGGAGAAAAAAAAAAAGGGAAAAAAAAGAAGAAGAAGGAAAGAUAAUCGAUAGCGCAUUCCUAAGGCCACCCACGAAUCGAUCGAGAUCGAUAGUGUACACGUGCACAACGAGAGAGACUCGAGAAAAAAGAUAUCGAUGCAUUUCGAUUGUCUUGAGCGUUGUAUACACGUGUGAUACGUGUACAGUUUACGAAGUAAAGAAAAGAGAAACAAUAUAAUACGUUUAUACGCAAGAUUUACGAAUAUAGCACAUCUGUAAAUGAUUAACGCUCUUUGCUGCACUCCAGAACUCUAUGCCCGUCCAAAUGUUCGGAGAUUCAUUUUUUAGCAACUUUUUUUUCUUUUCUAUUUUUUGUCUUUCUUUCGUUAUCUUUUUUUUUUUUCUUUUUUCUUUCGUCGAUGAACCUUUGAUCGAAACUGAUUUUGAACUGAUAUUGAACGAGUCCAUCUACGAAAGCAUCUACUUUUAGAUCUUUACAAACGGAGGGCAGUAAAUAGCCGAUAGAAACUGAGUAGAAAUAUUAUUUAAAAUAAUUUUAAGAAGCAAUAAUAGUAAUAAUUUCGUAUUAAUAAAUAUGUUAAAACUGCCUUGUA